CCGGACAUCUUCUUUCCGGGCAUCUGGUUGGCUCCUGAGUCGGUGGCAGAGCUUUCAAGACUCGCGGCUGAAAUAGUUGCUUAUUUCAACAGAAAAAGUUCUUUUUUGCAGGCUUUCUGCCUUAUUUUCUGAACGCCAUUCCACUUCCACUUUGAAGACGAACAUGACCGAAAAGCUGACUUUGGUCGCGUUGCUGUUGACAUUCGGUUCCCCCGCGGCGUCGGGCUCCAAGCAGCCGAACAUUGUGUUCAUCCUGGCGGAUGAUUUGGGCUGGUACGACGUCGGCUACCACGGCUCGGAGAUCAACACGCCCAAUCUGGACAAGCUUUCGGCCGCGGGGGUCCGCCUGGAGAACUACUACGUCCAGCCGCUUUGCACCCCGUCCAGGAACCAGCUCAUGACAGGACGCUACCAGAUCCACACGGGAAUGCAGCACCAGAUCAUCUGGCCGUGUCAGCCGUACUGCGUGCCGCUGAACGAGACGCUCCUGCCCGAGCUGUUGUCCGAAGCGGGCUAUGCCACACGCAUGGUGGGCAAGUGGCAUCUGGGCAUGUACAAGAAGGACUGCCUGCCCACGCGACGUGGCUUCCACUCCUACUUUGGUUAUCUAACGGGGAGCGAGGACUACUACACUCACGUCCGCUGUGACCGCAUCGCUGCCAUCAACCAGAGCCGCUGCGCUUUAGACCUGCGGGAGGACGAAGCGCCCGCUCCGGGAUACAAAGGCCAAUAUUCCACUGAGAUGUUCAGCCAGAGGGCCGUCCAGAUCAUCGCCAAACAUGACCCCAAAAAGCCUCUGUUCCUGUACGUCGCGCUACAGGCCGUCCAUUCGCCUCUGCAGGUGCCACAGCGCUACGUGGCGCCCUACGCCUUCAUCCAGGACCCGCAUCGCCGAGCCUACGCCGGCAUGGUGUCGGCCAUGGACGAGGCUGUGGGCAACAUCAGCUUGGCCUUGCGGCAGGCUGGACUUUGGGACAACACUGUCCUGGUCUUCUCCACAGAUAAUGGCGGCCUGCCGGAACAGGGCGCCAGCAACUGGCCGUUGCGAGGCCAGAAGUGGUCGCUGUGGGAGGGGGGAGUCCGCGGCGUGGGAUUUGUGUCCGGGCCGCUCCUGGAGCAGCCGGGCAGCACCAGCCGGGAGCUGCUUCACGUCUCCGAUUGGCUACCCACGCUGGUGGGACUGGCUGGGGGCCGCCUCAACGCCACCAAGCCUCUGGAUGGAUUUGACGUUUGGAACGCUAUCAGCAAAGGCUUCGCCUCGCCCAGACUGGAGCUCCUGCACAACAUUGACCCCAUGUACACCGACAUGGCCCCGUGUCCUGGCUUGAAGCGGGACGGCAAGGGAGUCUUCCUGUCCGGCUUCAACGUGUCCAUCCACGCCGCCAUCAGAUCCUCAAACUGGAAGCUGCUCACUGGAUACCCAGGUUGCGGCGUUUGGUUUCCGCGGCCCGGCCACAACGAUUCCUCGGCUUGGCGCUCCGAGCCCCUGAAGCCCGUGAUGCUGUUCGACUUGGACAAGGACCCCGAGGAAAGGAACGAGGUGUCGGCCAUUUACCCCGCCGUGGUCGAGCGCCUCCUAGGCCGGCUGAACCACCACCAGCAGACCGCCCUGCCCGUCAACUUUCCCGACGAGGACCCACGCUGUGACCCGGGCCCCACCGGAACUUGGGGACCCUGGGCCUAGAUGAUGAUGAGGAGGACUUCCUGAACAUUUUAAUGGGACAUGUAUGCAAUCUAAUGAGAGACGUUAUAGGAGCCGCAUUGUACCUUGAUGAACGUCGUGGCCUUCCAAACACUUUGGGGAAGAGAAGCUAUGGUGCUGAUGUCCUGAUUGAUUAUGUCUGCAACUUGCUUCGGAUUGCUUGUUGUUGAUCACUGUUGCUGUGCUGCUGUUCAUAGUGUUGAUACAUUUAUUUCAAAUGUAUUUAUUUAAUAUAUAUAUAUAUUUUUUUUUUUAAUCACUCAUGUUUUUGUCAUUAUUAUUAUUACUCAAUAAGUGCUUUUUUAAUUUUAAUUUGAUCGACUUCCUCUUAAAAUCAAAUCACGGCUGCUGGCA
Molecule: messenger RNA, 2056 nt
Organism: Syngnathus acus (greater pipefish)
Lineage: Eukaryota; Metazoa; Chordata; Actinopteri; Syngnathiformes; Syngnathidae
Gene: arsb
Product: arylsulfatase B
Exons: 8
Coding region: 164-1684 (506 amino acids)
Source: RefSeq, a predicted model, not a curated record